Molecule: messenger RNA, 1263 nt
Organism: Dichotomopilus funicola
Lineage: Eukaryota; Fungi; Ascomycota; Sordariomycetes; Sordariales; Chaetomiaceae
Product: pyridoxal phosphate-dependent transferase
Exons: 4
Coding region: 1-1263 (420 amino acids)
Biological process (GO): biosynthetic process; L-aspartate catabolic process
Cellular component (GO): mitochondrion
Molecular function (GO): L-aspartate:2-oxoglutarate transaminase activity; pyridoxal phosphate binding
Source: RefSeq, a predicted model, not a curated record
AUGCUUUCCUCGUUGAGAAUUGCGUCGCGGCGGGUGGCCCCCCGGAAUUUCACGGCCAUCCGUGCUGCCUCCACAUGGGCUAACGUGCCCCAAGGUCCUCCUGCCAUUCUCGGUAUCACGGAAGCAUUCAAGGCCGACUCGUUCGAGAAGAAGAUCAACCUCGGUGUUGGCGCUUACCGCGAUGACAAGGGAAAGCCCUAUGUGCUGCCGUCGGUGCGCAAGGCUGAGGAGAACGUGAUCUCGUCGCGCCUCAACAAGGAAUACGCCGGCAUCACCGGUGUACCCGAAUUCACCAAGGCGGCUGCCGUGCUCGCCUAUGGCAAGGACAGCUCGGCCCUCGACCGCCUGGCCAUUACCCAGUCCAUCUCCGGAACCGGUGCCCUCCGGAUCGGCGCGGCUUUCAUCGAGCGCUUCUAUCCCGGCGCCAAGACCAUCUACAUCCCCACGCCGUCGUGGGCCAACCACGCUGCCGUCUUCAAGGACGCCGGUCUUCAAGUCGAGAAGUACGCUUACUACAACAAGGACACCAUUGGCCUGGACUUUGAGGGCCUUCUCGCCGAUGUCAACAAGGCCCCUAACGGAAGCGUGUUCCUCUUCCACGCCUGCGCGCACAACCCCACCGGUGUUGACCCCACCCCCGAGCAGUGGAAGCAGAUCGAAGCGGCCGUGAAGGCGAAGGGCCACUUUUCCUUCUUCGACAUGGCCUACCAGGGUUUUGCCAGCGGUGACAUCCACAAGGAUGCCUUUGCGGUGCGCUACUUCGUGGAGCAGGGCCACAACAUCGUCCUCUCCCAGUCUUUCGCCAAGAACAUGGGCCUGUACGGCGAGCGCAUCGGCGCGUUUUCCGCGGUGUGCGCCGACGCCGAGGAGCGCAAGCGCGUUGACUCGCAGAUCAAGAUUCUCGUCCGCCCCCUGUACUCGAACCCGCCCAUCCACGGUGCGCGUAUCGCCGCCGAGAUUCUCAACACCCCGGCCCUGUACGACCAGUGGCUGGUCGAAGUCAAGGCGAUGGCCGACCGCAUCAUCACCAUGCGCGCUCUGCUCAAGGACAACCUCGAGAAGCUUGGCUCCAAGCACGACUGGAGCCACAUCACCAGCCAGAUCGGCAUGUUCGCCUACACUGGCUUGAACCCUGACCAGAUGGACAAGCUGGCCAAGGAGCACAGCGUGUACGCCACCCGCGACGGCCGCAUCUCGGUCGCCGGUAUCACCUCUGACAACGUCGGUCGCCUGGCCGAGGCCAUUUUCAAGGUCAAGGGUUAA